AUGGCAAACCCGAUUGACCCCAUGGUCAAGACAUAUGCCACACCUUCCCCAAAUGUGUCAAAGAAGGAGUUCGUUAUCGGUGGCAUUUUAUGCGCUGUGUAUGGGCUCGAGGAGCUUCCGGUGCAGUGCAAGCAUGUUUCUUGUUUAUAUGUGCUGCACCCGCGAGGUAAUACAAUGCAGAGCAUGAAGGGUAUUGCAACUUCUGCGGUCGCAGACUGGAAUGAAAGAUUGAAGAAUGGGAAGGUUAGCACGAGUGAACAAGACAACGGUCUAAUUGCUGUGUGCUUCGACCAGAGGAAUCAUGGGACGCGAGAAGUCGAUAAACUUCGGAACGAGGCUUGGAGGCAGGGAAAUCCGAAUCACGCGCAGGACAUGUUCUCGAUCUUCAACGGCACGGCUCGCGAUGUCUCGCAAAUUAUGGAUUUUAUCGGCAGCUACGUAUUUCCAGAGGCUGAUCGACACAUUACCAACAGUCUAGUCCUCGGCGUUUCCCUGGGCGCUCACGCCGCAUGGCACUGUCUACUUCACGAACCACGGAUAAGAGCCGCUGUCAUCAUCAUUGGGUGCCCAGACUAUGUUAGCCUAAUGUCUGAUCGUGCUCGACUUUCAAAAUUGGCUUCAUGGAAAGACAGUAGUCCUCCGGGUUCACAAUUCCUUGGCUCAAAAGAUUUUCCGCAGAACCUAGUGGAUAUGGUAAAGAUCUGGGAUCCGGCGGGCUUGUUAUUCAGCCAAAUGGACGAUUCAUGUUUAAAGGAGCCAAUAAAACCUAGCACUGUGCGCGAACCUACAAAAGCUGAACAAAAAGCACUCAAGACAAUCAUGAGGAGAUGUCUAGCUGGAAAGAAGAUCCUGAACUUGUCGGGCGGCUCAGACAAGCUGGUACCAUAUAGCCGUGGCGAGCCUUUCUUAACCUGGUUGAAGAAAGCCAUUGCUUCUGGUGGUUGGUUUGCCGAGGGUAGGGUUUCCUUGGAAGAUAUUGUUUUUGAUGGGGCCGGCCACGAAGUAACGCCAGCCAUGAUAACAGAGGCCAUUCGAUUCAUCGGCGAAACGCUAGCUACCGGCGAUGACGAACCAGAGACGGGAGCUGUGUUCAUGUCAAGGAUUUGA
Coccidioides posadasii C735 delta SOWgp is the source of this 1107-nucleotide messenger RNA. RefSeq lists its product as uncharacterized. The record is from RefSeq and is a predicted model, not a curated record. NCBI's taxonomy places the organism in Eukaryota, Fungi, Ascomycota, Eurotiomycetes, Onygenales, Onygenaceae.